Messenger RNA from Diceros bicornis minor, 6725 nucleotides. It is a transcript of the gene CEP170B, whose product is annotated as centrosomal protein 170B. The transcript has 18 exons. The record is from RefSeq and is a predicted model, not a curated record. The coding region runs from base 140 to 4987 and encodes 1615 amino acids. NCBI's taxonomy places the organism in Eukaryota, Metazoa, Chordata, Mammalia, Perissodactyla, Rhinocerotidae. Gene Ontology annotation, molecular function: protein binding.
CGAGCUUGCGGGCCGCGCCGGGCAUGUCCUAGGCGGCGGCCCCGCCCAGCGCUCGGCGGGCCGGGCGGGAGGGCCGGGGCCGAGCCGGGACCCAGCCGGGAUCGAGCCGCAGGGCCAGACGGGCCUCACCAGUGCCAAGAUGAGCGUCACCUCCUGGUUCCUGGUGAGCAGCAGCGGCACCCGCCACCGGCUUCCUCGAGAGCUCAUCUUCGUGGGGCGUGAUGAGUGUGAGCUCAUGCUGCAGUCUCGCAGCGUGGACAAGCAGCAUGCUGUCAUCAACUACGACCAGGAGAGGGACGAGCACUGGGUAAAGGACCUGGGCAGCCUGAAUGGAACGUUCGUGAACGACGUGCGCAUCCCGGACCAGAAGUACGUCACGCUGAAGCUCAAUGACGUCAUCCGAUUCGGCUAUGAUUCCAACAUGUACGUGCUGGAACGCGUGCAGCACCGCGUCCCCGAGGAGGCGCUCAGGCACGAGAAGUACACCAGCCAGCUGCAGGUGAGCGUCAAGGGCCCGGCGCCCAAGAGGGGCGAGGCGCUGCCGGAGCACACGCCAUACUGCGAGUCCUCUACCCCCAGGCCGGAGAGGGGCGACCGGAGACCAGGACCAGAAUCGGCGGCCUACCGCACACCCCUGUACGGGCAGCCCUCCUGGUGGGGCGAGGACGAUGGUGGCACCUCGCCUGAGGACCGGCGCCAGGAGGAGCCUUACCCCGAGCGGCCCAAGGAGCUGGCACAGCAGGACGGGGAGCUCCCCGGGGCAUUAGCCGGCUUCCGGGCUGCCACGGAGCCUCAGGGUUACUCGUUCCGGCGGGAGCCCAGCUACUUCGAGAUCCCCACGAAGGAGGCCCCGCAGCCACCGAGGACCCCCGAGGUGCUGGCACACGAGGUGCCCACGAAGGACGUGGAGCCAGGCGGGGGCGGGGCGGCCCCCGUGGUGCAGAGCCACGCGUCUUUCACCAUCGAGUUUGACGACUGCAGCCCGGGCAAGGUGAAGAUCAAGGACCACGUCACCAAGUUCUCCCUGCGCCAGCGGCGGCCCCCCAGCAAGGAAGCCACGCCUGUCGAGGUGGUGUCUGCAGAGACCAAGGUGGCUGACUGGCUGGUGCAAAACGACCCCAGCCUGCUGCGCCGGGCCGGCCCCGGAGACGACCGCCACAGCACCAAGAGUGACCUGCCCGUCCACACCCGCACCCUGAAGGGCCACAAGCACGAGGACGGCACGCAGAGUGACUCGGAGGACCCCAUGGCCAAGGCAGCCGGGGAGAGCAGCGGGGAGCAGGUGCGGCUGCAGAGGCAGAUCAAGCGGGAGCCCCAGGAGCUGCUGCACAACCAGCAGGCCUUCGUCAUCGAGUUCUUCGACGAGGACACGCCCCGCAAGAAGCGCUCCCAGUCCUUCACACACACCCCACCUGGGGACCCCAAGGCCGACAAGCGCCGAGGCCCUGGGCCAGCCGACAGGGACCGCCCAGGUGCACCGGUCCCGGCCCGGGCGGCGGGCAGCAGCUCGGGGCCACAGCGGGCCAGCUCGCUGAAGCGGGAGAAGACGGAGGAGCGGCUGGGCGGCUCCUCGCCCGCCGCCCGGGCCCCUGUCCGUCCCUUCGGCAGCGUGGGGCGCCGCUCCCGGCUGGCCCAGGACUUCAUGGCCCAGUGCCUGCGGGAGGGCUCCCCGGCCACCCGGCCUGCCCCCGAGAAGGUGCCCCCUGCACUGCCCGCCCCCUUGACACCCCGUGGGGCCAGCCCUGUGGUCCCCUCAACUCCGCCACCACCCCCCGCCGACCCCCAGCUGAGCAAAGCGCGCAAACAGGAGGAGGAUGACAGCCUCAGUGACGCAGGGACCUACACCAUCGAGACAGAGACACAGGACCAGGAGGUGGAGGAGGCCCGCAAGAUGAUCGACCAGGUCUUCGGGGUACUCGAGUCCCCUGAACUCUCCAGGGUAUCCUCUGCCACCUUCCGUCCAGUCAUCAGAGGGGACAGAGACGAGUCUGGUGACGGAGUGGCCCAGCGGAUGGCACUGCUACAGGAGUUUGCCUCCCGGCCAGUGGGCACGGCCCCCCAGGGGGAGCUCCAGGGCCUCCCAGUGCCGGGCUCCCCCGGGGGUCAGAAGUGGGUGUCCCGCUGGGCCAGCCUGGCCGACAGCUACUCGGACCCGGGCCUGGCAGAGGACGGCCCUGGGCGCAGAGCUGGGGAGCUUGAGGGGGCCCUUCCUGUGCGCCAGCGGCGACUCCUCCCACAGCUGCCCAGUGACAGGGCAGACAGCCCAGCCGGCCCCGAGGCUGCCAGGAGGAGCGGGCCUGGGCCACUGGAGCCGGGCAGUGAGCAGGCCAGCCACCUCUUGGGCCAGGAGGACCUGGAACCCGACAGCCUCAGUGAUGCCAGUGGGUCAGACGGGGGCCGGGGCCCUGAGCCGGGCGGGAGCUCACAGGAGGAGAGACGCAGGAGCCCCCAGGAGGGUCUGGCAUGGACGAGGGGCCGGCGCUCGCCAAGGGCCCCCGGGGAGCUGGCCCCCACCUCUUUCUUCAUCGGGGACCAAAACGGGGAGGCCACUUUCCCCCAGAAACCAUCUAUGGCUCCAGGGGAGGUGGAGGGCCCAGGGCAGGCAGCCCAGCCCAGCCUCCCGGCGAGGGACGGUGUCUACGUCAGCUCCAGCGGGAGAAUGGUCGUCCAGCUGCGGCCAGGGUGGUCCCCAGAGCCCGAGGGCCCCACUCCGGCCCCGCCCAAGGAGGCUCUGGCCUUUGUCCGGCAGGAGAGCUUCACCAAGGAGCCAGCCAGCGGCCCCCCAGCCCCUGGCCAGCUCCCGCACAUCUCUAGCCACCCCCUCCUGCAGGACCUAGCCUCAGCCCGGGCCUCGCGAAUGGACCUCCACUCCCAGGACACCCACCUGAUCUUGAAGGAGACUGAGACGGCCCUGGCGGCCCUGGAGGCCCACCUGCUCUCCAAGUCCACAGAGGAGGUGGAGGGCGAGGGGGUCAGUGCCCCUGGGCCACCGGAGGACUCCCUGUCCGGAGACUCCGACUUGGACACGGCAAGCACCAUCAGCCUGCUCAGUGGCAAGAAUGGGCCCAGCCCGACCAGCCCCCAGCCCACAGGGCUGCAGAAGGAGAAGCUGCCAUCCCCACCAGCAGCACAGGAGCCGGGGAGUGCCGCCCUGAGCAGCGCCCGGGAGCGGCUCUCGGAGAAGCAGCGUCGCCUGCCAGGCCCGAUGGACAUGGGCCGCGGGGAGCCAGCUCGGCGCCUGGCCGUGCGGCGUGGCUACGGGCCCCGGGGGUCCCUGGACUGGCCCGACGAGGAACGAGGCUCCAGCCUUGCCCACCCACCCAGCUCAGACAUGGUCACCUCCGACCACGAGACCCCUGCGGCUACCGGGGCAGGUCGGCCAGCACCUCGCCGAAAACCUACCGCGCCACCGCCGUCCCCGGCUGCCCAGGAAGAACAGAGCCGCAGCUCAGCUGGCGCCCAGAAAGCACAGCAGGCGCUGACCCGCUCCAACAGCCUGUCCACCCCUCGGCCCACGCGGGCCUCCCGGCUGAGGCGGGCCCGGCUGGGGGACGCCUCGGACACAGAGGCCCCAGAUGGCGAACGGGGGCCCCUGGCCAACCCCGAGCCAGCGGGGCGGCCAGCCCCCGAGCAGGGCAAGAAGCUGUCGCGCCUGGACAUCCUGGCCAUGCCCCGGAAGCGGGCCGGCUCCUUCACGGGGCCCAGUGACUCAGAGGCGGGCCCCACCCGCACCGGCUUCUCCGGCCGCAGCGUCGAGUUGUACUGCAUGGGCCGCAAGCCCACCGUGGCCGAGGCUCGGGCUGCCGCCAGGAAGGCCGCCACCACCACCACGGCCCCCCGCCAGCCCUUCAGCAGGGCCCGCCCGGGCAGUGCCCGAUACUCCUCGCCCAGCACACGUCGCCGGCAGCAGGGCUCAGAUUGCACGUCCACCUCUGAGGAGGAGUAUGGCUCCCACCAUGGCUCCCCCAAACACACACGCUCCCACGCCUCUACAGCCACUCAGACCCCACGGGCUGGCAGCUCUGGCCGGGCCCGGCCCCGGGACACAGACGAUGAGGAAGAAGAGCCUGAUCCCUAUGGUUUCAUUGUGCAGACGGCCGAGAUUGCUGAGAUUGCCAGGCUGAGCCAGACGCUGGUGAAGGACGUGGCCAUCCUGGCCCAGGAGAUCCACGACGUGGCUGGGGACGGCGACUCGCUGGGCUCGCUGGGGUCUGCCCGCAGCCCCUCCCUCAACAACGUGCCCAGUACCCCCGCCUCCACCAUCUCCGCCCGAGAGGAACUGGUGCAGCGCAUCCCCGAGGCCAGCCUCAACUUCCAGAAGGUGCCGCCCGGCUCCCUGAACUCUCGGGACUUGGACCAGAACAUGAACGACCGCCGUGAGGUCCCCAUGGCCAACAAGACACGGCCUCGGAACCGCGAGGAGGCAGGCACCCCACCCACUCCCCGAGCCGGCCUGGCCGGGUGCUGGGGUGGCCGAGGGAGCAGGGUCUCCGUGCUGAUGCCUGCCUCCUCGCAGGUGAUCUUUGAUAACCUGAUGCUGAACCCCGUGUCCCAGCUGUCCCAUGCCAUCCGAGAGAACACGGAGCACCUGGCCGAGAAGAUGAAGAUCCUCUUUCAGAACACAGGGCGAGCGUGGGAGGAGCUGGAGGCCAGGAUCAACGCUGAGAACGAGGUGCCCAUCCUGAAGACCUCCAACAAGGAAAUCAGCUCCAUCCUGAAGGAACUGAGGCGUGUGCAGAAGCAGCUGGAAGUCAUCAAUGCCAUCGUGGACCCCAGCGGGAACCUGGACCUGCUGACCGGAAACAGGGGCUCCGGGGGCUUGGCCCAGCUCGGGAAAGGCCGGCCUGCCGCCCAGAGCCCGUCCUCUCCCCCCUCGGCCCUGCCCCUGAGGAGCUUCCCGCCACGGGCCAACUGCGGGUCCCCCAGCCUCCCAGACCCCGCCUUCCUCCCCGACUUCCUCCCAGACGCCGAGAGGUUCCUGAUCUAGGCAGCGGGCCGGGCGGCCUCCCUGUGCGCGCCCAGUGCCUCCCGCUCACCCCGUCCAUCCAUCUGCCGUGGCGGCCCCUCCUGGCUGCGGAGGGCUCACUGCAACACCCCGACAUGUGCCAUAACCCCGUGGGCGAGCGCCUCCACGCCACCCUCCUCAGUUCCCGGCCAGCACCCCAACCAGACUGUCUAGCCCCUGUGGCCGCCUCGCUGGCCUCCUGGCCCAGCUCCUGCUACGGCCCCUGCCAGGGCCAGUGUCGCGGGCGUGUGCCACCUCCUCUCCGUCGCUGUUCUUGUCUUUUGCUUUCGAGGAAAGAGUACUUUGUGCCGUUGCAGCAGUCUCCCUGGCCUGGAAGGGCCCCCACCCCACCCUGCCUCGUGGGCUGGGGCAGCUGUUCCGGGAGGCCCCAUGUGCUUACCUGUCCUGUCCCCGUGUGCUGGCCGGGGCCAGGCGGAGGAAGAGGGGCUGGGCCGUGGGGUCAUUCAGUGCCAAACACAGAGCCAGGGGGCUGGUGACGACCCAGGACUUGAGAUGCAGGCAGGGGGCAGGCUGGGCAGGGCGCUUGCAGCUGCCCCAGAGUACGGUGGCCCAGGACAGGGACGUGGCCUGUGGAGAUGGUGGGGUAGGAGCCCUACUGCUUCGAGCCUUUGGUGCCAACACAACUGCCAAACCCCUUGAGCGUGCAGGCUGCUGUGAGGGGGCCUGAGUGUGGGGGACCGGCCACGCACAGGUGUACCGCAUGCCAGACACGCCCAUGCUCACCGCCAGCCCGGCACAUGUCCACGCUGUGGGGUGUGUCCCAGCGAGGGGGGCUGGGCCUCUGCACUUGGCCUUGGUGGUUCUAGGCUGGCAGAGGUGAGCGCUAGACCAAAGUGGCCGGAAACCAGGCUUCCGGAAGCUCGCUAGACAAUGCACCCUCCGCUGUGACCUCAGCCCUGGCCUCCCGGAUGCUGUGGGCAUUAAUUGGGCAUCUGCAACCGGCUCGGGCCGCAUAGGCCCCUUCGCUCCUGGUCCCGUGGGGGGCAGGGAUAGGCCCCGGGAACAGUCUUGUUUUCUCAGGAUUCUUUCAGCUGGGAAGGUGCCAGGUGAGCUGAGCGCGGCCCCGCCUGGGGGCUGAUGUUUCUGGAGCUAAGCCAAAGAGCCCGGUGGCUGUGGCCGGUGGGGUGGGCUCUGCACCCCCCUGGCAUUUGUGCGAGUGUCGACGGCUGGCAGCGCCCGCUGGAGGACCCCGAGGCUGGCGUGCGAGCCCGGGCUGCAGUGGCUGCCGUGUCUCCGUGUUUACAUUGAGCUGACUUGGAGCCAAGUGCUCAGGUCCUGUGUCCCCACCUGGCGUUUACGUGUGUGUGUGUGUGUGUGGCGGGGGCCCCGCCCGGCCCCGCCCCGAGAGCCUGCUGUGUCUACAUGGAGGGGGUGCUAGUCCUGGUCCGCCCUGCAUGCCGCUCACUUGCCCUCAGCACUGCCCCCCCGACCCCCGGAACAGCUCUGGCCCGUCCUGUCGUCCCCGACCUCCACCCACACCCCUCGGCGAUUGCUGUACGGUUUUUUUUAUCCACAAGUUCGUGUUCCUCCCUCCAGUCUUCGACGUGGGAUCGGUAACUUAUUGUCUGGCUUCUCGGAGGCACCUCUGUGUGUUUGUCCUCCGGUGGUCUUAUGGAGGUCUCAGAAAAUGGUUAUUUUAUAUGAUUUGUCAUGGAACUUGUUCUAAUAAAUCAUUCUUUUAUCACGUGGCAACAUCCGG